GGUUGUUGUUUUUCUGCACCGUCAUCCGGAAAUUCACGACUUGAUCUGCACUGAGCAAACCCAGGACUGAACCUCUCCCAGGACGGAGCCAUCCAGUUCCUGCUCACAGCUGCUCAGCCCGGAGCCACAUGGUUUCCUUCUGGGUCUUAUGAAGAAACUGAGACUGAGAGAAGUUAAGUCACUUGUCCAGGGUCUCACAGCUAAGGGAAUGUCAAGCAUCCUGUGGACCACAACACUGAAGAAAAUAUAGAAGUUGCUAAGGUGUUCUGUUCAGAUCUGCAUACUAUAUCUCAUCGAGGAUACUUUUCCUAAGGAAAAUUCUAAAUGGAUUCGGUCCUUGGUCCCUGAGGCAUAUUCCUUUGGACAGAAGAAAUGACUAAACAUAGAUCACUAUAUAGAACUCUGAAUUUUCUUCGCUUUAAGAGGAAGAGCUGGUUCUUUUUGAAAUUUGGAUUUCUUGUCUUUGCUCUGAUUGUGUUUUGUGAAUAUAUAAUUUAUUAUUUAGUGAUCUUUCAGUGUCGCUGGCCAGAAGUGAAAACUAUAGCUUCUGGAAGCAAACAACAGACUCCUGCACCUGUGCUGAAAGUUAUGUUUUUAGCUGAUACCCACUUACUUGGGGAAAUAAAUGGACAUUGGUUGGACAAAUUACGACGGGAGUGGCAAAUGGAAAGGGCCUUUCAAACAGCCCUAUGGUUACUACAGCCAGAGAUUGCCUUCAUUCUGGGGGAUGUCUUUGAUGAAGGCAAGUGGAGUUCCCCUAAGGCUUGGGCUGCUGAUGUGGAAAGGUUCCGGAGAGUAUUCCGACAUCCACCUCACACACAACUCAUAGUGGUUGCUGGCAACCAUGAUAUUGGCUUUCAUUAUGAGAUGAACACUUAUAAACUACAACGAUUUAAGAAGGUUUUUGAUUUUGGGGAACUUUUUUCUAUAAAAGGGAUUAAUUUUGUGAUGGUGAACAGUGUGGCAAUGGAGGGAGAUGGCUGCACUAUUUGCUCUUCAAUGGAAGCCCAACUCAUUAAACUAUCUCACCUACUGAAUUGCUCCAGACAGGAGAAGUACCAUUCCAACCCAAAUUGUAGUGGUAUUCAACAGCUUUCAGCAUCAGCUCCUAUCCUUCUCCAGCAUUAUCCUCUGUACCGGAGAAGUGAUGCUGACUGCACUGGGGAAGAUUCUGCUCCUCCAGAGAAAAAGAAUCUCUUAUUUGAAGAGAGAUAUGAUGUACUUUCUAAAGAGGCUUCCCAAAAGCUUCUGUGGUGGUUUCAACCUCGCUUGAUUCUGAGUGGUCAUACUCACAGUGCCUGUGAAGUGCUACAUGAUGGAAAAAUCCCUGAAAUCAGUGUUCCAUCUUUCAGUUGGAGAAACAGAAACAACCCUAGUUUCAUUAUGGGCAGCAUAACAUCAGUAGAUUAUUCCCUCUCCAAAUGUUUCCUUCCACUUGAGCAUACAGUGCUGACUAUUUACUGCACAGCAGGUAUUUUGGUGGCUUUGUUAAUAUUAACUCACUGUCAGCCUGUGUAACACCACCGUUUCUUUUCAUCUCAUUUCAUUCGGUUGAUACGUAAUCAGAAAGCAUAAGGCAAUGUGAAGAGCAGGACAUUUCUGCAUUUAGUAACAAAUACCAAAGCGGAAAACAACUGAACUUCAGGCUGUAUUCAUAUCAGAGAAUGACCUAACUGGACGAGUCCAAAUGCAGGUCAUCCAUUUUUAUGCACAUCAUAGAAAUUCUAAACAAUUGAUAUGAAUUACUACAGGAUAAAUAGUUGAUUGAAAUGUUUCAUGCUGUAAAAAAAAAAAAAA
Molecule: messenger RNA, 1797 nt
Organism: Vombatus ursinus (common wombat)
Lineage: Eukaryota; Metazoa; Chordata; Mammalia; Diprotodontia; Vombatidae
Product: metallophosphoesterase 1-like
Exons: 12
Coding region: 373-1518 (381 amino acids)
Biological process (GO): GPI anchor biosynthetic process; endoplasmic reticulum to Golgi vesicle-mediated transport
Cellular component (GO): endoplasmic reticulum-Golgi intermediate compartment
Molecular function (GO): phosphoric diester hydrolase activity
Source: RefSeq, a predicted model, not a curated record